AUGCGCAAGCGCACCGUACUCUGUGUCUCACCGAUUACUUUGUGUCAACAGUUUGAAGGUGCCUACUAUGAGGACGGCAAAGGCAUGAGCAUUUGGGACGUCCAAGCCAACAACCCCGGCUUGCUUCCAGAGGGCGACCGGAUUCAUGAUAAUCACACGGGCAAUGUAGCCAACGAUUUCUACCACAGGUACAAGGAAGAUAUCCUUUUGGCCAAAGAGCUUGGCGCGACACAGUUCAGGUUCUCUAUUUCAUGGGCUCGUAUCUUCCCCAAUGGCGAUGGCUCCAUCAAUCAAGUGGGCCUUAAGCACUAUGUAGACAUGGUGGACUUCAUUCUUUCCAUUGGGAUGGAACCAGUGGUCACUUUGUAUCAUUGGGACCUUCCUCAGGCUUUGCAAGAAAGAAUUGGCGGCUGGAAUAGCGAGCAAGUUGCGCCCGUUUUUGCAGCGUAUGCGGCAACAAUGUUUGAGGCCUUGGGGGAUAAAGUCACGUACUGGUCCACCAUCAACGAGCCAAAAACUUUCUGCUGGGAAGGAUAUGGGAAUGGAGGUCAUGCCCCUAACAUCCACAGCCAUGAACAAGCUGCCAAUUGUACCAUCAAUGUCCUAAGGGCGCAUGCAGCUGCCGUCAAAGAAUUCCGGAAGUUGGUUCCAGGUGGAUUCGUAUCAAUGAACAUCAACGUUGAGACAUCGCUGCCGUACGAUUCUACUAGUGAGCUUGACACGGCGGCCGCUCAGAGGAAAAUGGACUUUGAAGUGGGAGUCUAUAUGGACCCGAUUUUCUUUGGACAAUUCCCCGACUCUGUCAGGGCUCGACUUCCAUAUCUUCCUGAUAUUACACCAAAGCUGGCCGAUGCUUUGAAGGGAUCCAUGGACUACAUAGCCAUGAACCAUUACACAUCAUCGUACGCCUUAUGCAUUGAACAUGUUUCUGACUACGACGUUCCGGACAAUCAUGUCAAUAAAAAUGGUUUUGUGAUCGGCAAACAAGGAGACUCAGGGUGGCUUUACUCGUUUCCACUUGGCUUCCGAAUGGCACUCAACUACAUGAAUGACCGGUACAAAACGGACUUCAUUAGCGUCACCGAAAACGGCUUCAUGGUCAAAGGUGAAGAUGAUAUGACCAUGGACGAAAUUCUCAACGACAAGGCACGCAUCGAAUAUUUCGAGGAGUACAUCAAAAAUGCUAUCGCGGCAGUUGUGCCCAUCAGAAGCUACUUUGCUUGGGCUUUGAUGGAUAAUUUUGAAUGGAAAGACGGCUAUUCCAAGCAUUUCGGUGUGAUGUACUGGGAUCGCUUCACACAAGUGCGCAUCAAGAAGGCAUCGGCGCGUUGGAUGCAGAACAAAUUCUUGGAUGCACCAGGCAACUAG
Messenger RNA from Coccomyxa subellipsoidea C-169, 1368 nucleotides. RefSeq names its product glycoside hydrolase. Gene Ontology annotation, molecular function: beta-glucosidase activity. The coding region runs from base 1 to 1368 and encodes 455 amino acids. The record is from RefSeq and is a predicted model, not a curated record. Gene Ontology annotation, biological process: carbohydrate metabolic process. NCBI's taxonomy places the organism in Eukaryota, Viridiplantae, Chlorophyta, Trebouxiophyceae, Coccomyxaceae. The transcript is spliced from 10 exons.